ACAACUUGCAGCUCAUCUUGUGUUUGCCAGAUCAGCCAGACCACGAUCGAUCAUUGAGGUUACUGUACUCUGCCUCAGCUGCUCGUCCACAAGUAUGGAGUCCUGUUUUCUGAUCGUCGCUUUCCUCUUUGCUUUCAGUCUUUCCAAUGGAGAAAGGACGCUGAAGUUUGUCACUGUGCUUUAUCGUCAUGGUGACAGAUCUCCAAUCAAGGCCUAUCCAACUGAUCCCUAUAAGGAGAGUGACUGGCCCCAGGGUUUUGGACAGCUCUCUCAGGAGGGAAUGAAGCAGCACUUCGAACUGGGUCAGUUUUUAAAGAAACGCUACACAGGAUUCCUGAGUGAGGACUAUGACCGGCAUGAGAUAUUCAUCAGAAGUACAGAUGUUGACCGGACUCUAAUGAGUGCAGAAGCAAACCUGGCUGGCAUGUUCCCACCUAAUGGUUCUGAGGUGUUUAAUCCAGAUUUGAAAUGGCAACCAAUACCUAUUCACACUGUCCCAGCGGAUGAAGAGAGGCUGCUCUCAUUCCCUCUGGAAGAUUGUCCACGUUACACACAAUUAAUGAAUGAGACUGAAAAAACAGGCAUUUUUCUUAACAUGACUGAAAUCUACAAGGGCUUAAUAGAGAUGGUGAGAAAUAAAACAGGACUGGAGAAAGCCAACAUUGAGACUAUUUGGAGUUUGUAUGACACCUUGUUCUGUGAGGCAAAACAUGGGAUGCGACCACCUGAUUGGGUUACUUCAAGUGUGAUGGAGACGCUAAAGGUGUUAAAGAACUUUGGUUUUCAGAUUCUGUUUGGCGUGUACAAGAGAAAGGAGAAGUGCAGACUUCAGGGAGGCCUGCUGUUAGAUCAGAUCAUUAAGAAUCUCUCAAAUGCAGCAGCACCGGACUCUAAACAGGAAGUGAAGAUGAUGGUAUACUCAGCUCAUGACACCACAAUUGUAGCCCUGCAGGAAGCUCUGAAUGUCUUUAAUGGCCUGCAGCCACCUUAUGCCUCAUGUCAUCUAAUUGAACUUCACCAGGAAGAGAACGGGCUGUUUACAGUGCAGAUGUUUUAUCGCAAUGACACUAAUGUGUCUGAGCCGUACCCUGUGUCUUUACCGGGCUGUUCUCAGCGUUGCCCGCUACAGGACUUUGUGAACCUCACACGUGAAGUCAUACCACAAGACAGGAAUAAAGAUUGUCAGAUAAGGAAGGAAGCCACAGACACUGAGGUCAUCAUUGGGCUAGCUGUGUGUGGAUGUCUUCUCUUCCUCCUGGUACUGCUGCUGUUUGUAGUGCUAUGCCGUCUAAAAGAGCCCAUGGCUAGCUACAGUCAUGUCAUAAACGAGAGUGACUCCUGACAAUCAUAUCGGCUCCUCCGCACAGAGGAACUGUGGGACAGUGAAGAGGACCUAUGAGGACACAGCGCCGAGUUGUUGAGAAACUCUUAAGACAACUGAAAAGACAGAACUAUUUUUGGCCACACGUUUUUUACACUGAGGAACACUUGGUAAUGUCUUAUUUACUUCUCUUAUCUUAAAUGUAAAUCAAGAGUUGUGAUGGUGUCAAUAGCAUUAACAUAACAAUGCUUAGUGCACAGACACAUAACUAAGCAACUUGACUUCAUGUCCGUCUUGGGCUCUGGGAUUUUAUUGUAAUGGAAGAGUGUGUACAAAUGUCAACGGUGGAACUAAAACUUGAACUCAAAAUAUCUGAGAUGUGGACUAGAUUGAAGCUCCUCGGCUGUCCUACUGUUUGUGCUCCCAGGCCAUUAAUUCUACUGUACUUAAAAGCCUACUUAAUAUACUUUGAGGCCUUUUAAUGCACUCAUGGAAUUUUACCCUCAUGCUUUUUAUGUGAUUAUCUCCUGAUUUACAGCCACAGAAGAGUUUUGAUUAGUACAUUUCAGAAUAACAACAUGCUGAUAUGAACAGUCUUCUCAGGUUAAGCUCAAAUGAGCUUUUAUUGGAGUUGUUUAAUCGUGUAGUUUCCUUAAUGUUUUGUCAUUCCACUUUGAUCACGUGAAUACGAAUUACAUUUUAGAUUAAGUUAUGAAAGAUGCUUUCAUGUCUCAAUACAGUAAAAAAAUCAGUUCCAGGUGCAUCAUAUUUAAUACAAAAUUGUUAGACUGAUAAACAUGCCCAGUAAGAAUAAAAAAAAAUAUAUAUAUUGCCACUCAACAUUUAUAUGCAAUGUGUCCAAAUUGUUCUAAUCUUUAAUGUUUUGUUUGUUUUUAAUGAUUGUCUUUUUACUGUCUUAGUGCACAUCUCCUCAGCUUGACUGAAAA
Messenger RNA from Sinocyclocheilus rhinocerous, 2268 nucleotides. RefSeq names its product lysosomal acid phosphatase-like. Gene Ontology annotation, biological process: dephosphorylation; lysosome organization. Bases 95 to 1342 code for a protein of 415 amino acids. Lineage: Eukaryota; Metazoa; Chordata; Actinopteri; Cypriniformes; Cyprinidae. The transcript is spliced from 11 exons. Gene Ontology annotation, cellular component: lysosome. The record is from RefSeq and is a predicted model, not a curated record. Gene Ontology annotation, molecular function: acid phosphatase activity.